Molecule: messenger RNA, 3199 nt
Organism: Meleagris gallopavo (turkey)
Lineage: Eukaryota; Metazoa; Chordata; Aves; Galliformes; Phasianidae
Source: RefSeq, a predicted model, not a curated record
CUUGGUUUCUCCCGCAGCCACCUGCUGCGCCCGGAGCCGCCCGCGUUGCCCCGGCCCUGUCCGUGGUGCUGCUGCCGGAUCGCGGAUCCUCGGAGCAUCCUGUUGCGCCGGAGCGUUUUACAGGAGGAGCUGAGCCCGAGGGACGAUGAGCUCCUCGCUCGGAACAAUGGCUGCGCUGCCGAGGCUGCUCUGCGCUUCUUCGGCCGCUUUGGUCGUUUGGGCUGGUUUUUGUUCUGCAGUAUGUGUUGAAGUUCCGUCAGAGACAGAGGCGGUCCAGGGGACGGACAUGAAGCUGCUCUGCAUCUCCUGCAUGAAAAGGGAAGAGGUCACAGCCAGCACAGUGGUGGAAUGGUUCUACAGGCCGGAAGGUGGCAAAGAUGAACCCAUCUACGAGCACAGGAAAAUGAAUCACGAAUUUCCAAGCCGCUUCAGUGGUCGGAUACAAUGGAAUGGGAGUAAAGACAUGCAGGAUGUAUCCAUCACUGUGUUAAAUGUCACUUUGAAUGAUUCGGGUAUCUACACCUGUAAUAUCACCCGGGAGUUUGAGUUUGAGAUUCACCGGCCUCUCUUCACAAGCUCCAGAUUGAUCCACCUCACCGUGGUGGAGGAGGCUGGAGAAGACUUCACCUCAGUCAUCUCUGAAAUCAUGAUGUACAUCCUGCUGGUCUUUCUCACCUUGUGGCUACUGAUAGAAAUGGUCUAUUGCUACAGGAAAGUCUCUAAGGCAGAGGAGGCUGCCCAGGAAAAUGCGACAGACUACCUUGCAAUUCCAUCAGAAAACAAGGAAAACUGUGCCGUGCCUGUAGAGGAAUAGCAGAGAGGUGUCUGCAGAGUGCACAGCACCGAGGGGCUCUGAAGACAGAAGGAUCACGUCAUGCCAGCCAGGUUUGAGGGGGAGCUCUACGCCAUCAGGAGGAAAUACGGGGAAGUGUAAAUUCUCUUCCAUUUGCCUUGGACUCUGUACAGCCUUGACUUUGGCCUCAUGACUCCAUUCUGAGCUGCCAGCCCAUUUGUUAAAGGACUCUCCUUUUGAAGCAUGCUGAGCAAAGGGCACAGGGGGUGUGGGCAGCACGGCUCCUUCCCAAGUUUCAGUUUCAUCAUCACGUUAAUGGCUUUGUAACUGUUAAUGUCAUUUCUUAGCUGCUAUCACCACCACCUUUAUUUGCAAAAUAUGCUAGUUCUCCAUUGCAGACAUAAAGGGUAUGUGUAUUGUUACUCUGACCUGCAGGAUUGGGAAUAUCUUCAUCUUAAGGUGAUGAUGUUCCACCACAGCCCAAGAUGUGACUAUAGGUGUUAAACAGGAAGAGUUUAAUUAGUGUAGCUGUUGCUCAGUAAGUUCCUUUGGACUCUGGGCUGCCAGGGUAGAUGCAGACUAGCAUGAGAACUAUAAAUGCAUUAAAACAGAUAAAAAUGUGUAGUAGGAAGAUGAGUCCCUGUGCUAUGGUCACACCUGCUUCUGAAGGAGGGAGCUGAGAAUAUAAAUCCUGAAGUACUCCUAAUUUGGGAGGCUGUAUAACGUAAGUAUAAGAAUCCCCUGUCCCCUCCCUUUCACUUAGCAAGAGUUGAAAUUCUUAGUUCCUUCCAUUUGCCUUGUGCAGCAGGUUUACUCCUCAAGCAUACAGAGACAAAGUGAUAGGAAUAACCUGUGGAGCCGUGUUCAGCAACCACAGGGGAGCCAGUAAGACAAGGUAUGCCUUUAACCUGUUUUUGGGGGAUGCUCUGAAAGGAAGACAGCUGGAUGCAAACAGGCAAGCAAAGGAACUAGGAUGCAUAGCCCUCUGAGUGGGACACGGCUUUGUAAAAUAAUCCUUGCAAUUGUGAUGGUCUUCUUAUACUAUAUUGCAGCACCACCUAGAGGAAUAGAAAGAAAAUCCUUAUUUUUUCCUAGUCUGUUGUAACUCUGUUUUGUGAUUAGUCACCAAUUUGAAUAGUCAGUAUUCAUUGUAAAUGACACAUUUCUGCGCAGGAAAUGCCCUGUAAAUUCAGUGGUACCUACGCGAAUCUAAAUCUUAGUGGCUUAAGCAGAGUGCCAUUAGUUUGCUGGCUUCAAAUGUAGAUCAGUUGAGCACAACCAUCAGGAUUAUGAGGGAAAAACAGGCAGAAACAUUGGCCAGGGUAGAGUUGUACUUUAGGAUGAAGUGGGGAAAGACUGAGGGUUUUUUCAUAUGGGAGAUGUUGUUACAUCCCUGCUGCAAUGGAGCCUUUAUUGCUUGCAAGAGCUGACAAAUUUUGCUACACCGACUGCUUCUAAGUACUACGAAGUGCUUGUGAAUCUCAAGGCAUGCUUUGUACAUACGGGAUUUCCCCUGCUUAAGUUCUGCUGCAGUUUGUGUUGCUAAAAAUCAUAGAAAUGUCUCCAUUUGUAAGUUAGGUCCAGGCCGGAUUUCUAACUGGCCAUUGUUCAAAAUUCCUUUUUUAAGAGCGAGUUUCAACUUCAGCCAGCUGUUACGAUGCAGUCCUCACAGAGCUGAGUCUGGCAACCUGAGCACAUUUUGCAGCUGAAUCACGCUUGUAGUCUGGGCACCUUAAACUCUAAUAUCCCCAAAUACCUCCUCUUCUCAUUCUGCUGGGUGUCUUCAUUUUCCCUAGGCCAUCUUGCCUGGCCUCAGGGCACUUGGGGGCAUAAUCCUAACUCUAGAUCCACAGCAACAGAGGAGCUGUCCCUGCAGUUUCCGUCGCUGAUCAUGGCACUAACACCCAGGGUGAUUUUUAGGUAAGGUCACUAAACCCCUCUCCCACUUCAGCCGUGUUCCUCCCAGCCCUUAUGAAGUGCUGAUAACUUUCUGAUGGUACAACGUUGAGCCAAAAGAAAACCGAAAAAAGGAGUGAACAGUUUCUUGAGAGCUGCCUCAGGUGGUAAAGAAGGGCUGUCCUGUAGUCCUGCACCUUGUGGUAUUUUACACACAUCUUCUUUAGAUGCUUUUUGGACACAUCUUUCACUUUUCCAAUUCCUGCAUAUGACUAUUGCCCUGUGUUGUCCUAAAUGGGAAAAUGGUGUCUAAAUUUUGCUCAGGAUUCCCACAGUGAAAAAAAAAAACAAAAAAGUUGCUUUAUUUCAAGGGCAGCAUUAAAGGCAGGUUAUGUCCUGGGAGAGAUGGUCCUGGUUGGGAUCUGAAGAGACCCUCUCUGUGUAUUUGGAAAUGAUAGCAAAGCCUAGAAGCAGGCAGGACAAUAAAAAGAACGAAGCACUCACAAGUCA